Molecule: messenger RNA, 978 nt
Organism: Polychytrium aggregatum
Lineage: Eukaryota; Fungi; Chytridiomycota; Chytridiomycetes; Polychytriales
Product: BRCT domain-containing protein
Exons: 3
Coding region: 117-893 (258 amino acids)
Biological process (GO): Golgi to plasma membrane transport; conjugation with cellular fusion
Cellular component (GO): trans-Golgi network; exomer complex
Molecular function (GO): protein dimerization activity
Source: RefSeq, a predicted model, not a curated record
UCUUCAUCGACCUGCAUCGACCGGCAUCGACCUGCAUCGACCUGCAUCGGCUUCCGUCGUGUCCAUCCGUCUACCGCCGAGCCCUACCCCCGAACGCUCGUCUUCAUCCGCCCUCCAUGCUCGACCAAGUCACCUCGGUACAAUUCACCAUCGGCAAGCUGGACGCCGGUAUGGCCAUUCUGCUCUCACCGGACCACCAUCUGAUCGAGUUUCCGGCAACGAUCCUCCCGGAGGGCGUCACCACGGGAUCGAUCGUCAACGUCACCAUCGAGCGGAACAAGGAGGAGGAAACCCGACAGCGCGACGAAUUCGAGUCCAUCCAGGACUCGAUCUUCCAGGAAUACUCGACGCCCCCCGAAGCCCCCGAAAUCAGCGUCAAGAGCGUCACGCAGACGUCGAUCACCAUCCAGUGGAAGCCGCUGGUCCUCCACUCGGCCUCGCUGAGGGGUAUCGACGUCUAUCGCAAGGCUCAGAAGCUCAACAUUGCCGUUCCACCCGAGGCGACAUCGUGCAAGCUCGGCGGCCUCGACGUCAACCAAGAGUACCAAAUCUGGAUCAUCAUCCGCACUUCGGCCGGCUCCUUCACCUCCAACAAGCUCAACGUCAAGACCCACACCCUCGACAACCUCACCGGCGUGAACGUUUGCUUUGGCAUGUUUGCCAACGAGGGCGAUGUCUCUUCGCUGGUCGACAUGCUCUCCCGCAUCGGCGCCACCUACACUGAGGAGCUGUCCCCCGACAACACUCAUAUGAUCUGCACGAUCCCCCGCGGGCCCAAGUACGAGAUGGCGCUGGAGUGGAACAUCCCUGUCGUGAGCCCCGAGUUUUUGAAGGCCUGUGUCAACCAGGGCAAGAUCCAGCCUGCUCACUCCUACUACGUUGCAAAGUCGUAAGCAGCCUGUGGCUGGAGAGUGCGGCUUGUCCAGGAUGAUGUCGCCAUGAACCACGGCGCAAUACACCUUGCUUCGAAGGCACGUA